AUGGUCGCUGGGGCAACCAUGGGCGAGCAGCAAGUCCUCACACUGCAGGUGAACAAAGGUGACGGAGGAGAAGGCACUCCCCUAGUUGGUCCCAGGAAUGAGGGGGAGGUGGAAGUCAACGGGAUGAAGUGCAGGGCACUCAUCGACUCUGGCUCCCAGAUAACCAGUAUUACGCAUCAGUACUGGCGCAGCCACCCCACCCUCCAUAAACAAAAACUAGAGCCCUCUAAGAUACCCAUAGAAGGUGCAGGGGGCCAGAGUGUCACCUACCAUGGUGUGCUACGCAUUAACCUAAAAUUGUUGGGGAGAGAGUUUAAGGGUGUGUCGGCUUUUGUUGUCCCUAACACAGAGUACCGCUCCUCGGUUCCUCUGCUUGUGGGAACUAAUGUCCUCCGUGCCUCCAGAAGCCACCUCCAGGCCACCUACGGCCAGCAGUUCCUUCUCCAGGUCAAGGAGACUCAUCCGGAGUGGUACACCUCCCUGCUAGAGAUUGGGAACACUGAACAGUGUGAUGUGGAUGACACAGUGGGCCCCGUCGUUUACACUGGCCGUAAGGUACAAAUUCAAGCAGGGAAAGAGAUGGAUUUAAGGUGCAAAAUAAAAGCUGGACCACAAAGAAAGACAUAUACAGCCCUAAUUGAAGGCCACCCCUCCGUGCGGCUCAGCCAAGACAUCCUGGUCGCCAGAGUUCUGGCUGAUGUAAAGAAAGGAUGUGCCCCAGUAAGGGUGAUGAACCUCUCCGAGCAUGCUAUCACUAUCAAGCCUCACACACAUCUGGCCAAGGCAUCACUGGUGGGAAGUAUUGUGGACUUUUCAGACAGGAUGCAGGGCGGUCAUCAUAUUAGCGGAGGUGGAGAAGCAUGUCUGGGUAUGGGCCAUGUGGUGGCAAGCCAAGAAGUGGAUUUAAGUGGAGCAGACGUCGAGAACGAGCACCAGCGCUCCCUUCUUAAAGAGCUUGUGGAAAGGAACGUGGGUGUGUUCUCACAACACCCCAUGGAUUACGGCCAUACAAAGACUGUGCAACAUGAAAUCCCUCUGGUUGACUCUAAGCCAUUCCGACUGCCUUACCGUAAGAUCCCCCCAUCACAGUGGCAGGAUGUGAGAAGGUUGCUGACAGAAAUGGAGGCAGCAGGAGUUAUCAGGCACAGCAAAAGCCCAUACGCUUCACCUGUUGUGAUCGUAACCAAGAAAGAUGGAUCACUAAGGCUGUGUAUUGACUACAGGAAACUGAACUCCUGUAGCACGAGAGAUGCUUUUCCUCUCCCCAGAAUAGAGGAAGCCCUGGAGGCUCUAGGCCAGGCAAGAUACUUCUCCACCCUUGACAUCACUUCUGGUUAUUGGCAGGUGGAGGUGGCAGAGCAUGACAAACACAAGACAGCAUUCAGCACCCCCAUGGGGCUGUUUGAAGCAAAUCGUAUGCCUUUUGGACUGCAGAAUGCUCCCUCCACCUUCCAGAGACUCAUGACCUGCUGCUUUGGCGAUCUGAACUUCACCCACCUCCUAAUCUAUCUUGAUGACCUCAUCAUAUUCUCCAAAACCUUUGAUGAGCAUCUGGAAAGACUGCAGCUGGUGUUCGAUCGGCUUCGGGAGCAUGGCUUGAAGUUAAAGCCUUCUAAAUGCCAGCUAGUGAGAAAGGAGGUUCAGUAUCUGGGCCACUUGGUGUCUGCUGAGGGGAUCCGGACAGACCCAGAGAAGAUCAACAAGGUGAAAAACUGGGUGAGGCCCACAAAUCGCAAAGAAGUGUUGCAAUUUCUGGGGUUUGCUGGAUACUAUAGGCGGUAUGUAAGUGGGUACUCUACCCUAGCUGCUCCCCUGUACCGCCUAACCGCGGGUGACCCCAGAAAGAAAAAGAGAGGGGGAAAGAACAGAUGAAUGUGGACAGAUGAAUGUGAGAAGGCAUUUCAGACCCUAAAAGAAAGACUGACAAGCGCUCCAGUGCUAGGAUAUCCUGACUAUAGCUUGCCUUUUGUUCUGCAGACGGAUGUCUCAGGGGAGGGUCUGGGCGCCGUUCUAGCGCAGAU
Molecule: messenger RNA, 2021 nt
Organism: Nothobranchius furzeri (turquoise killifish)
Lineage: Eukaryota; Metazoa; Chordata; Actinopteri; Cyprinodontiformes; Nothobranchiidae
Source: RefSeq, a predicted model, not a curated record